Molecule: messenger RNA, 3975 nt
Organism: Linum trigynum
Lineage: Eukaryota; Viridiplantae; Streptophyta; Magnoliopsida; Malpighiales; Linaceae
Source: the annotation of a GenBank genome assembly
CCUUUGAAUGCACCUAAGAAAUCGAUCGAUAAUUCCUCAUAAUUUUAUUAUUUGGAAGUUUUGUAACGAGGAACAAUGAAGUAGGGCUUACCUAACUGACAACCGUUUAUGAAAACAAUGAUUAGUGAAUAUUGGUAUUGUCACUGCGCAGCAAGCAAAGGAUUGGGGUACGUAUGUGGCCUAUUCUCAUGAAUUCUUACACUCCACUACAUCACCACCAAGCCUCCAACUACUCUAGAAAGAAGUAGGGCAGCUAAUGAAUCGAGUCGAGUCGAGUUUUAUCCCAGUUUGAGCUCGGCUCAUUAAUAAACAAGUUGAGCUCGAGUUCGACUCGUUUAUUAACGAGCCGAGUCAAAUUCGAGCUGGCUUGUUUAAUAAAAUCUUGACUCGUAUUUGAUAUAUUCAUUUUGUAUGUCAUACAUGAUAGAUUUGACUAAUGUCAAGAUUAAAAUAAUAAUAAUAAUAAUAAUAAAAAGUAAAGUGUUCAAUAUUAACUAAUAUCAUUUUAUGCUUUUUGGUAUCGAACUACUUAAAUAAGACAAUAAAGACAUAUUUGCUCACAUAAUCUACGUGCUAAACUUCAUAUAGGGUGAGAUAUAUAAUUUAACAAUCCUAUGAAUUAUCAAAAUCAAACCCAUAUAGUCAUAUAGAUAGAUUCGCUCAUAACUCGCUAAUCGAGUUGGCUCUCUAGCCAUAAUGUUGAGAGUUGAGACAUCUCAUGAGCUCUAAACAAGCAAGCUCACGAGUUGAGCUCAACAAGCCAUCGAGUCGAGCUAGCUCAGGAGCUCCGCGAGCUACAGAAGGCUAAGCUCAAGUUCGGCUCAUUAGUAAACGAGUCUAGUUUCGAACGAGUUUUUCUCGAGUCGAACGCUCCGCUCAUUUGCAGUACAACAGUAGGAAGAACCCAACAUAAUUUGUUACUAUUUUCCCUAUGAAAAAAUGUUGAAAAAAAUCGCACCAAAGUCAUUAUGUCCUAGUGAAGCAUCAUUUGUUUUCGGUUUUGAGUAACUUGAUAUGACUAAUUUCUGAGUAAACAACGAAGGUACUUAAAUCCAUAUGGUUCUCAUGCUUCUUCUCCUCAUGCAAAGAAAGAAGGAACCAAAUCAAGCUUCUUCUCCUCAUCUAAAGUUAAGACACUACAACUCUACCUAAGCCAAAAGAAAUGCAUACAUCAAUCAAACAGCGACAAGUAGAUUUGUUUGUGAACACUGCCAAACAAACUUCCUAUCUUCAAAAUGGCAAAAGGAGGAGAGAGUGAGAGAGAGAGAGAUCAAAUAGGUCCAAAGGAUGAAUAGAUGAAGCUCGGGAGAGCCAGGACCAAGAACUCGAAGCUUGAAGCCACACCACAUUUCAUGCAAUACAAUUAUCCUUUCAGAAAUUUAUCCCCAAACAAAAAGAGAAAAAUCAAACUCAAACAUAAUUCAGUGGCUAUGGUGGUGCCCCAUAACGUACCCAUUGGGCCAAAUGUCUUCCUUGUCUACCCAUUGCCACAUAAAAUUAUUACACUUCCGUUUACUCACUUGACCAUUGUAGGCGCCAAACGAAGGCUGACACAGUGACACUCAUCGCCAUUCCUCCUCUGCCAGCCAAAAUCACACUUGGCUUCAACCCAGCUCCAGCUCGCGCCACGCAGCAAACUCCGACUUGUGCAUAAAAAGUCUCGACCUUUACUGUUCUAGGUGCAGUACCCAGUUCUCAAUUUCCUCCUGAUUCGUUUCCUUCUGUUUAUUGAAGGGUCGUUGCCAAUUGGGUCAGUUGAAGCUUUGCUCUUCUCGAUUGGGUCUAGUCUCUGCUAAAAUUUCAAUUCAUUCAGUGGGUCUUGCGCUUUUGAUCGAAGAAUUAACUGGGUUUUUUUAGUUUCGUGAGAAUUGGGGACUUUUUUGGAGUCGCUUGUCGCGUUUCAUUUUGAAUGGGGAUCGUUCUUUUGAUGACUGCUUUCACAGAGAAGGAGCUAAUAAGUUUUCUUUUUGUUGUUGUUUUCCUCUGUAAUCAAUAGAGGGAGAGCUUAACAGCCAUGGCGCCCAAGGGUUUGGAUUACGAACUCCUGAACGAAAACGUGAAGAAGGUUCAGUAUGCUGUGAGGGGCGAGCUGUACCUUCGAGCUUCUGAGCUUCAGAAGGAAGGAAAAAAGAUCAUUUUCACAAAUGUUGGAAACCCUCAUGCUCUUGGACAGAAGCCACUGACCUUCCCUCGACAGGUGGUUGCACUUUGCCAAGCCCCAUUUUUACUGGAUGAUCCUAAUGUGGGACUCAUGUUCCCUGCUGAUGCCAUCGCAAGGGCUAAACAUUACCUCUCCUUGACUUCUGGUGGUUUAGGUGCAUACAGUGACUCCAGAGGCAUUCCAGGAGUUAGGAAGGAGGUCGCAGACUUCCUUCUAAGGCGCGACGGUUAUCCAAGUGAUCCAGAAUUGAUAUUUCUCACUGAUGGAGCAAGCAAAGGUGUGAUGCAAAUCUUGAGCACGAUCAUUAGAGGUCCAAGUGAUGGGAUCCUGGUUCCAGUGCCACAAUACCCACUUUACUCAGCUGCAAUCAGUCUCUUUGGUGGUACCCUUGUCCCAUAUUACUUGGAAGAGACGGCAAACUGGGGUCUUGAUGUGAAUGACCUGAGAAACGCAGUUUCUCAAGCUAAAUCCAAAGGGAUAACUGUGAAAGCAAUGGUGAUAAUCAACCCUGGAAAUCCAACUGGCCAGUGUCUUAGCGAAGCUAACUUGAGCGAAAUACUGCGCUUCUGUUAUCAAGAGGGCCUUGUCCUCCUUGGAGAUGAGGUUUACCAGCAGAACAUCUACCAGGACGAACGCCCAUUCAUCAGCUCUAAGAAGGUCUUGAUGGACAUGGGUCCGCCUUAUAGCAAGGAGGUUCAGCUUGUUUCCUUCCACACUGUGUCUAAAGGAUACUGGGGCGAAUGUGGGCAGAGAGGUGGAUACUUUGAGAUGACCAACAUUCCUCCAAAGACAGUUGAUGAGAUCUACAAGGUGGCAUCAAUUUCCCUCAGUCCAAAUGUCCCUGCUCAGAUAUUCAUGGGGCUGAUGGUCAACCCACUGAAACCUGGGGACAUCUCUUAUGAGCAGUUCAUUAGGGAGAGCAAGGGGGUCCUGGAAUCACUAAGGAGAAGGGCUAGGAUUAUGACCGACGGCUUCAAUAGCUGCCGCAAUGUAGUUUGCAACUUCACUGAAGGCGCCAUGUAUUCGUUCCCUCAAAUACGGUUACCACCCAAGGCAAUCGAGGCUGCCAAGAGUGCUGGCAAAGUUGCUGAUGUCUUCUACUGCCUCAAGCUACUGGAAGCUACAGGCAUCUCCACAGUCCCCGGCUCAGGAUUCGGCCAGAAAGAAGGGGUUUUCCAUCUGAGGACAACCAUCUUACCUGCGGAGGAAGACAUGCCAGCAAUCAUGGAAAGCUUCAAGAAGUUCAACGACGAGUUCAUGGAGCAGUAUGAAGAUCACAAGGGUUACUCCAGGAUGUCGGUUGCAGAGUGAGUGAUGAAGUUGUCGGCGGGCGGUGGAGGGGUGGCCGGCCGUUGAGAUGUCAGGGGAUCGGCGGCGAUGCCAGCUUUUGUUUUGUUUUUCUUUUGUUGACAGUGAAAUAAUGUUUUUGAGGCUUUGAUUUUCAGUCUUUGGUUAAUUAAGUUGAAGUCGGUUUUACCGCUGAUCAUGUAUCGUUUGGCUGACAAAUAAUAAUGUGGAUAUGGUAGGGUAAUGAAAUCUUUCUAUCACUCUGAAUUUUCAGGUCAAUAAAUGGGUAACCUUAACUGAACAAGUUUUCACAAAAUGUGCACUUAGGUAGUUUAGAGUUUGUGUUCGGAGUCUCGAGAAGGAUACCAAGGAACUUUCAAGCAAUUAGGCCUAUCGACUUCAUGCUACGAAGUGGAAUCAAUCUGUGGGCAAAUUCUGAAACACAUUAACGUCACAACAGCAAUGGCGAAGUCAGAAUUAUGAAUGAAUUAUGAGUAUGAGCUAAAAAAUAAAGUUUUAGGAUUUGC